This is a messenger RNA of Octopus sinensis (East Asian common octopus), 928 nucleotides long. RefSeq names its product maleylacetoacetate isomerase. The transcript has a single exon. The record is from RefSeq and is a predicted model, not a curated record. The coding region runs from base 160 to 783 and encodes 207 amino acids. Lineage: Eukaryota; Metazoa; Mollusca; Cephalopoda; Octopoda; Octopodidae. Gene Ontology annotation, cellular component: mitochondrion; cytoplasm. Gene Ontology annotation, biological process: L-phenylalanine catabolic process; glutathione metabolic process. Gene Ontology annotation, molecular function: maleylacetoacetate isomerase activity; glutathione transferase activity.
CAUCUAUUUAUAAGUCACCCACGUGGCUUCAGUUACGUGACUUUUUGGUGGAGUAACGAAAUCACCACAUCGAGCUUAACUUGUCCUGGUUUCCUAAUUUUCGCUAUCAAAUAUUAAUAUUAAGUGACUGUUCGCUAGCAAUUUUCCUUUCCUAUAAAAAUGACCACAAUAUUGUAUUCGUACUGGCGCAGUUCGUGCUCCUGGCGUGUGAGGAUUGCGUUGGCUCUGAAGAAUAUCCCUUACGAAUAUAAAGCUGUUCACCUUGUGAAAGAUGGUGGGCAGCAACAUAGUGAUGAGUUCAAAAAAAUGAAUCCGAUGGAACAAGUACCAGCUUUGGUGAUCGACGGAAUAACGCUAACCCAAUCGAUGGCAAUUAUGGAAUACCUAAAUGACACCAGACCCGAACCUGCACUGCUCCCUAAAUGUCCUGCUAAGAAAGCUGUUGUCCGCGAGAUCUGUGAAUGCAUUGUAUCGGGUAUCCAACCGCUACAGAAUGUGGGCGUUCUUCAGAAACUCGGUGACAAAAAGAUGGAAUGGUCCCUCUACUGGAUCGAGAAAGGCUUUCAUGCCCUCGAGAAUCUGCUAAAACAGUCUGCUGGUAAAUACUGCGUAGGUGAUGAAAUUACUAUGGCCGAUUUAUGCUUAGUACCGCAGGUUUACAAUGCUGAACGUUACAAUGUAAACAUGGAGUCUUUUCCCAUGAUAAGUCGUAUCAACAAGGAUCUGUUGCCACUGGAAGCUUUCAAAAUAAGUCACCCUUCCAACCAGAUCGAUAAAGAAUGAGGAUGUUACUGCUGUGAAAUUUCGGCCACCCUUUCCUCCUGCAUGUCUGGUCCUUGUUCCAGUGCAAAAUACUUAAUCUUUCUCUAGAACUGUUUUACUUCACUAAAAGUUUUCUUAAUCGUAAUAUAUUUUUCUCCUUUAUUUA